ACAACUCCACCUCAUCCCCCUAAAAUUAACCCACAUACAUAUCAAUAACAAUUAUACGUAACUUUUGUAUAUAGAAUUUCCUUUGGUAAGUAUAUGUAGUGUAUCCAAACCCAAUCCAUUCAGAAUUUCCUAUUCCACCGCCACACCCCAAUUCCCACCGUUAAAAAACCACGUUACGUCCAUUCUGUUUGGUUCGUUGGUUCGUUGAUAUCCAAUUGAUAUCCAUGCGAGUCAAAGGUUAAUAACCUUAAAUGGAUACCACGUUGUUUGGUGUAGUGAGAUUCCAACAUCAACUCCAACCUCCUCAAGGUGAUCAAGAUCAAUCACUCAACAACUCCACCACCACCACCAGCUCUCCAUCCUCCAGACAACACAACUAUCCCUACCCACAAGAAGACGAAGAAUGCUUCAACUUUUUCAUGGAUGAAGAAGACCUAUCCUCGUCUUCUUCCAAGCACUACUAUCCCUAUCAACCCCACCCUUCCUCCACUACACCUACCACCACCACCACCGACCUCUCCUUCUCUCCCACCCGAGACGCCGCCUUCCCUUUCCAGCUCUCCGGCAAGUGGGCCAACGACAUCCUCCUCGAAACCGCACGUGCCGUCUCCGACAAGAACACCACGCGCCUCCAGCAACUCAUGUGGAUGCUCAACGAACUCGCCUCCCCCUACGGCGACACCGACCAGAAACUCGCCUCCUACUUCCUCCAAGCCUUCUUCAGCCGCAUCACCCAAGCCGGGGACCGAACCUAUCGAACCUUGGCCUCGGCCUCCGAGAGAACAUGCUCCUUCGAAUCCACGCGCAAGACCGUGCUGAAGUUCCAAGAGGUCAGUCCCUGGACAACCUUCGGACACGUGGCGUCCAAUGGUGCCAUCUUGGAAGCCUUGGAAGGCGAGCCCAAACUACACAUAGUUGACAUCAGCAACACCUAUUGCACCCAAUGGCCUACGCUCUUCGAAGCCCUUGCCACUCGAAACGACGACACUCCGCACCUCCGUCUCACCUCCCUCGUCACCGCCGCCUCCGCGCACAAGGUCAUGAAGGAAAUCGGCACCAGAAUGGAGAAAUUUGCCAGACUCAUGGGCGUGCCCUUUCAAUUCAACGUCGUUCAGCACUUAGGUCAACUUUCUGACUUCGAUUUCGGCGCCUUGGAUAUCAAAGAGGACGAGGCUUUGGCUAUUAACUGUGUCAAUACUUUGCAUUCGGUCUCCGCCAUCGGGAACCACCGCGAAGCAGUGAUAUCCUCGCUGAGGAGGCUGCAGCCGAGGAUCGUGACGGUGGUGGAGGAGGAGGCGGACUUGGACGUGGGAUUGGAGGGGUUGGAGUUCGUGAAGGGUUUUGAAGAGUGUUUGAGGUGGUUUAGGGUUUACUUCGAAGCGUUAGAAGAGAGCUUUCCGAAGACGAGCAACGAGCGGUUGAUGCUGGAGCGGGCGGCGGGGAGGGAGGUGGUCGACCUGGUGGCGUGUUCGGCUUCGGAUUCGGUGGAGCGACGGGAGAGGGCGGGGCGGUGGACGAGGAGGAUGCAUGGAGGUGGAUUCAAUACGGUGGCGUUUAGCGAAGAGGUGUGUGAUGACGUGAGAGCGUUGUUGAGGAGGUAUAGGGAGGGAUGGUCAAUGGCACAGUGCUCCGACGCCGGAAUAUACCUUUCGUGGAAGGACCAGCCGGUGGUGUGGGCCAGUGCAUGGAGGGCCUUGACGUAGUGUAGAGGAGAAUGACUUGACUUUGGUACUUAAGACAAUGGUAUUAAUCGGAGGGUAUGAGGAUGAUUGCAGCAAGGGGAUUUGCCUGUAUUAUUCAAAAAGGAAUCAUCAGACUAAAUUUAUUUCAUCA
Messenger RNA from Vigna umbellata (rice bean), 1833 nucleotides. NCBI's taxonomy places the organism in Eukaryota, Viridiplantae, Streptophyta, Magnoliopsida, Fabales, Fabaceae. The record is from RefSeq and is a predicted model, not a curated record.